Messenger RNA from Ambispora leptoticha, 825 nucleotides. NCBI's taxonomy places the organism in Eukaryota, Fungi, Glomeromycota, Glomeromycetes, Archaeosporales, Ambisporaceae. The record is from the annotation of a GenBank genome assembly.
AUGAGUAACUUUAUCGCGGAAGACGACUUUGAUAGCAAAUUAUUGGAGCGUAGUAAACUUAUCGUGCCGUCUGUAUCGAUAGGAAAUGUUCCUCAGCUAACAGUUGACCUGUUAUUAACAACGCUCGAUGUUAAGCGGGUCGGUUUUAUAGAUGAUGAUAAUGUAAUACCCGUGGCUGGUAAACGCGAAGACACGCAAGCUGUUGGUAUCACUGUCGCCAUCGAAGGCAAGUUCCCGCAAAUAUCUGAAAUAUUUCAAUCAAAAGAUCAAAAGUGGACUUUGAUCCAACAGCGUGCUCCAUUGAUUCAGAAACACUUGCUUCGAUUUGCAACGAAUUUGGUUUCCUUUAUUGAGAGAUUUAAAUUUUCAGAAGUAAUAACAUUGGCAAGCGCAGACGCAACUCGACGAAAUGAUGCUCAAUUAACAGGCACACCACUUCGUGUCCUUACCACUUCAUCGAUCUCAAAUGAUCUCCAAAAAAGAAUCACAUCACUAAAACUAAAACAACUCGAGUAUCUCAAAUCUGAAGAUUUUAUAGAAUCACAUGAUGUCGGUUCUACCAACACAGAUGCUGAUGAUGUGCCUCGAAUUCCUGGCGGAGGCGUUACAAGAAAUUUCUAUAAAUUGGCCAAAGAAAAAGGUCUGCCGCUACUUGUGCUCAUUUGGUUUGCGCUCGAAGGAGAUAACACCCUAGAUGCUAUUCAACUCGCCAAUCACGCGAACUCUUUAUUAGGAUUGUUUCCUUCUCAAGAUUCCGUCGCUUGGAAAACACCUAAAAGCUGGCAAGGAAUUUUUGGCAAACCCUUUGAUAGAGAUUUAUAUUAA